Messenger RNA from Danio aesculapii, 1812 nucleotides. RefSeq names its product chemokine (C motif) receptor 1a, duplicate 1 (gene xcr1a.1). Gene Ontology annotation, biological process: immune response; chemotaxis; G protein-coupled receptor signaling pathway. Gene Ontology annotation, molecular function: chemokine receptor activity. Gene Ontology annotation, cellular component: membrane. The coding region runs from base 156 to 1148 and encodes 330 amino acids. Lineage: Eukaryota; Metazoa; Chordata; Actinopteri; Cypriniformes; Danionidae. The transcript is spliced from 2 exons. The record is from RefSeq and is a predicted model, not a curated record.
GCAAGACUAAAACUUUUGAGGGAAAUUAGUUUUAUUUAUUUUUUCCAUCAGAUUUGUUUUAAUGCAUUUAAUUAGAAAGGAGAAAGAAAACAUCUAUAAAGAGUAAAAAGAUCUGGACUACCCUGAUCUGGGUCAGUCUGUGACUGCAGAACAAAAUGACUCUUAACAACACAACUUACGACUACGAUGAAGAGUAUGAAGACCAGUUGUGCCGCAAAGACGACGUGGUCAAACUUGGAUCCAUCAUUAUCCCGCUGUUUUUCUCUAUAGUGGUUGUGAUGAGCUGCAUUGGGAACGUCCUCGUCUUGAUCAUCCUGGCGCUUUACGAGAGUCUUAAAUCCUUGACCAAUGUGUUCAUCCUCAAUUUAGCUCUGUCAGAUCUGCUCUUCACUUUUGGUCUUCCGUUCUGGGCUUCAUACUUCAUCCAUGGUUGGACAUUUGGAGAGAUUGGCUGUAAAGCGGUCAAGUUUCUGUUCUACGUGGGCUUUUACAGCAGCGUGUUGUUCUUGACUCUCAUGACCAUUCAGCGCUACAUGGCAGUGGUUCAUCCUCUGUCCGACUGGGAGAAAUGCAGAUGUUUUUCAGUCGCUCCCAUUAUCAUUUGGAUGAUGAGUGGAACGGCUGCGCUGGUCGGUGCACUUCAGAGCAAAGUCAUGAAAGAUCUGAACAACACAUACUGUGAAUAUGAAAGUAUUCCAGUCAAAUUAGGCAUUGCUUAUUUUCAAAAUGCUUUUUUCUUCGCUGCGUUUCUGAUUAUGGGCUUUUGUUAUGGCCGAAUGCUUCAGACUAUAACAAAAGCACGCACUAGUAAAAGACACAAGACCGUUCGAUUAAUAUUCUGCAUCGCUCUGGUGUUUUUCAUCGGUUGGACUCCAUAUAACAUUGCUAUGUUCCUGAGAUCUUUGACCGAUCAAAAUAUCCCUCCAUUCACCAUCUGUGAAGUAAGCAAAACAGUCGACUACGCAUACUACUUUAGUCGAUUGUUAGCUUUCUCACACUGCUGUUUGAAUCCAGUGUUUUACGUGUUUGUUGGGGUAAAAUUCAGGAAUCACCUGUGUAUGAUUCUGGAGAAGAUCUUGAAAAAAAAAAAACUCGAUUCCAGUCGGAGCAGAAUGGCAAAAAAUCAGUCGCAAGGUUCAAUGUACUGAGAGAAAACUCGAGCACUUUAACCGAAUUCAACCAACUGUGAGUUCUUCGGAAUGUACAUACUGUUGAGAUUCAACCCGGCUAGAGAUUCUGGUGUAGCAAAUAUAGCAUUUUUUUCUAAUUAUUAGGAUACUAUUCACAGCAUUAGCGUCAAAAAUUGCUCAGCAGGCACUAGGGCUGUGCAAUUUAGGGAAAAUAUAUUAAAUAAUACUUUUUUUUUUUGCCAGAUAUUGCGAUUUUGACUUAAUGAGCAAUUUAAUUCUGUAGUCAAGCUUCAGCUCAAUAAUCUGUCUCAUAGCUUCUCACUGCUAAAAUGCAGCGGGUGUUAGUAAGAAAAAGGAACUGAAAAGGUAUUAACUGAGAUUAGCAAACAACUCGAAAUUGUACUUAGCUGUUGCUAGCUACUAGAUUUAGUGUCACUGGCAAUACUUUUAGCUGACAUUUAGCAAGACGCUCCUCAUAUAGUCUUAACCACCUGUGAUGCUUUUUUAGGUGCUGGUUAUUGUAUUUCCUCAUGCUGUGGCAACAAUUCUGUGACAGCUAUGACAAAUGACCUGGUUUUGUUUGGUGUCUGUGACUGUGAAACCAAAAUAUUCCCAUAUUACUGAUGUCCUGUUAUACUUUCAUAUUAAUUCGUCUAUUAAUGCUUCUGAAGAAGCAGACACC